Molecule: messenger RNA, 1357 nt
Organism: Stegastes partitus (bicolor damselfish)
Lineage: Eukaryota; Metazoa; Chordata; Actinopteri; Pomacentridae
Product: interferon-induced transmembrane protein 5
Exons: 2
Coding region: 41-469 (142 amino acids)
Cellular component (GO): plasma membrane
Source: RefSeq, a predicted model, not a curated record
AUUUACACAGCGACAUCCAUCUCCUCUCUAAACGCCAACCAUGGACAACCAUUCGUACAACUUCCCUUCUGACUGCACCCCACUCACCAACUGCAAGUCUGCGCGUAAGCCAGCUGGAUCCACUGUGGUCAACAUGGGCAACAGCGGCAAGAAUCCUCCCCGGGACUAUCUAGUCUGGUCGCUGUGCAACACCUUGUAUGUGAACUUCUGCUGCCUGGGUUUCAUGGCGCUCGUCUACUCCAUCAAGGCCAGGGACCAGAAGACUCAGGGCAACCUGCAGCUGGCCCAGGAGUGUUCGGACAAAGCCAAAUGGUACAACAUCCUGGCAGCCGGCUGGAACCUGUUGAUUCCACUUCUGGCCGUCGUCCUGCUCGUCCUCCUGCUCGUCCACCUCGGCUCCUCUCAGGGCUCCUUUGACUUCUUUGGAGAAGAUGGUUUCCAAAACUUUAUGAAGCUGUUCAGUUGGUAGAUGGAGGCAAACAGAUCUCAAAUUCAACGCAUUCACACUAACUGUCGAGAAGGGCAUUUGAUUUGAUUCAGAGGAUAAAAGUCUUAGUGCUCCUUUUCUACAUGGGAGUUGGGACUCUGCUCAGAACUAAAACACUACUAAUUAGUGAGAAGGAAAAGUAAGCCAGGGUUUGAGUGUUACAAGAAUGUCCUCUUUGGAAUGCGACAUCAAAUAUUUGAAAUUCAACCAGUAUCUAAGAGUUACGUAUAAAAAAAAAAAAAAGAUUUUUGAAUCUAAAACUAUUAACAAAUGUUUAUCUUGUUCAAUAAAAGCAAUACGGCAGUUUGGCGCUUGGGAUUUGACGUAACAGUAUCGAUACCUUGCUCAUUGUAAUGUCAGCCUUAGUGGGAAAUGGUCAUUGAGAUGUGAAGUUGAUUCAAGACUGAACAAGCCUAACAUAGGAAAUAUGUGAUAUGUUAAAGAUGGAAAUGACUGGAGGUGAAUCGAGGUUGGGAGACUGGGCAAGCAGCUACUCUGCUUCAUUUUUCUUGUUAUUUAUUGUAUUUAUGUUGAGUGGAAUUUGAAUGACAGCUAUCUUAAGUCACGGUAGAAAGAAAAAGAGCAGCGAGAACAGAAAACUGUGGAGCCAAUGUCUGAAUGCCGCAAUGAUGAGAAGCCACUUUACAAAAAGGACAAUCAACAUUCACCUCCCAUCGAUAGUCAUUUAUUAUCACCUUUCAUCAGUUUGAAAUGUUAUUACUGUUACAGCAUACAUCUAUUUUUGUCAUUAUUCAUGUAUUUUUUCUAGUAUUUUGUUAAGUUUUUUUGAUUUUUCAAUAUCUUACUGUAAACCUCUUGUAAGUGAGCGAAAUAAACCAGAUGCUGUUAACUCAGUAUAACACUGAAAAA